Cyclocybe aegerita is the source of this 1707-nucleotide messenger RNA. NCBI's taxonomy places the organism in Eukaryota, Fungi, Basidiomycota, Agaricomycetes, Agaricales, Hemipholiotaceae. The record is from the annotation of a GenBank genome assembly.
AUGCCGACGUCAACAUCUACAUCUACACCGUCUCCUUCGCCUACGCCACCGUCAACACCAACAGCCUAUCCGUGCGGGUUCCCAGGCUGCACACGCACGUUCGGGGUACGGUCCAACGCGAAGCGGCAUCUGCGGACGCACGGCGUCUUGCCCUCGUCCGUCCAAGAGUCGACCGGGACACCAUACGUCGUCGGCUUCAGCACGCCCAUGGUCCUACCCUCGCCCGGGCUCUCGCUCGCAGCUGUCGGUGCCGACGGGCUCCCCUCCGACUUCGAGGGCCUCUCCUCCGCCGAGGGUAUCGAGGGCGCGGGUAUGGGGUAUGGCAUGGGCGAAGGUUCAGGUGCCCAAGGGGCGAUGGGGCCAAGGGUGGUACCCGGCCCGAGGCAGGCAGCGUUCAAGUUGCGCUGGAUGCCCCCGAGCUUGACGUCGAGGACGAACGCGGCUGCGCUGAGAGAGGUCGUUGAGGCGGGUGGGCAGCUGCCGCAUGAGCCGAAUCGGGGGCCGAAGAAGGUCAAGACGGCGCCUCCAGGUGCGGCAGCGCAGAGGAAGGCGGAGAAAGCGAAGGCCAGUGCUAGGCAGGCCUCCUCGUCGGUGGUGGCUGCGUCUGAUGCCCCUGGAGGAGGUGCGGUCGAGGAACAGGGAGGGGAAUUGGGUAUGGAUGUGGAUAUGGGGGGUAAACAACCUGAGAUGGAAGAGGAAGGCGAGGAAGGCGAGGACACGGAUUCUAUCGCAGUCAGCCGCCUAACUGUGCCGCUGCCCCCUGUCGUGCCUACCACGUCGAGCUCUCUGUCGAGCUCUUUGUCCACCCCUGCCUCGGCACCUGUCUCCUCCUCUGCCACGAUGUCCGUCCCGACGCCAGCCUCUGCCUACCCAUCCUCGUCGUCGCUGUCCUCCAUGUCCGGCUCUGGCACCUUCACCUCGAUCUCGCCCUCGUCGUCUGCGACGUCCUUCUCUACCCCACCGCUGAGUGCCUCGUCGACGUCGUCGCCGUACAUCGCACAAGGUUCGAGCACCAUGUCAAAGCUGACUAGUGGUAUUGGUAUGGGUCCUGGAAUCGGUGGUAUGGGUGUAAACUUGGACUUUGGUUUGGAGGAAGAGCGUAAUUCGUUCGCGCCUGCGGGGUCGCAUCCCUAUCACCCUUCUCAGGAAGAUGCCUGUAUGGCAGAAACUCCAUCCUCUCUCCUCCUAGAUAACACACCCAGGUCACCUACCGCUCCACACCGCUGGCCACCAGAGCCAGAAGACACCCGAAGUCGCGCGUCAGAGUUCUACGGAUUCGUAGCAUGGACGUCGACGUACCUUCUGUUCGUGCUUUAUGUCCUUUGGGUGGUUCUGCCAGACGAGUGGAUUGUCUGGACGGGCGUAACGUGGUAUCCUAAUAGGGAAUGGGCCAUCCUGAUACCGUCCUGGACCGUCGUGCUUGUGAUUUUGACCUACAUCGCAUACUCUGGCCUUGCUAUCCGCGCGACGCCUGCAUUCGACGAGAUGAGUGCUAUUACAGACUCUCGCGCUGCCCUACCUUCCAGUGAAGACCGCGACAGAAACCACAACCCCUACCUCGAGUCCGUCAAACCAAACGCGAUACCCGAGCUGUACGAUAUUCCGAUUGGGAUGGUCAACAGCGUGCUGUACCACGAAGCACUGGAACGAGCUGCCCUGAAAGCGCGAGCAAGGAGACAAGCACAAGGCCAAAGCUCGCAAACUUGA